This is a messenger RNA of Phycodurus eques (leafy seadragon), 2865 nucleotides long. RefSeq names its product calcium channel, voltage-dependent, beta 1 subunit (gene cacnb1). NCBI's taxonomy places the organism in Eukaryota, Metazoa, Chordata, Actinopteri, Syngnathiformes, Syngnathidae. The transcript has 14 exons. The record is from RefSeq and is a predicted model, not a curated record. Gene Ontology annotation, cellular component: voltage-gated calcium channel complex. Gene Ontology annotation, biological process: neuromuscular junction development; calcium ion transmembrane transport; regulation of voltage-gated calcium channel activity. Gene Ontology annotation, molecular function: protein binding; high voltage-gated calcium channel activity. Bases 1 to 1875 code for a protein of 624 amino acids.
AUGUCCAGGACGCCUUCCACCUCGACUCAGGAGAUCCAAAUGGACAUGUUCGACCCCCAUCCUCAAUCACAGGGCAAGUACGCCAAGAGGAAGAGCCGCUUCAAACGCUCCGAUGGAAGCACCUCUUCCGACACCACGUCCAACAGCUUCGUCCGACAGGGCUCGGCAGACUCCUACACGAGCCGGCCGUCGGACUCCGACGUUUCCCUGGAGGAGGAUCCCGAGGCCCUGAGGAAGGAGGCGGACAGGCAGGCCCUCGCCACGCUCGAGAAAGCAAAGACUAAACCUGUCGCCUUUGCGGUGCGGACAAAUGUGGGCUACAACCCGGGCCCCAGCGACGACGUUCCUGUGCAGGGCAUGGCCAUAUCCUUCGAAGCCAAAGACUUCCUACACAUUAAAGAGAAAUACAACAACGACUGGUGGAUCGGGCGUCUGGUGAAGGAGGGCUGCGAGGUGGGCUUCAUCCCCAGCCCGGUCAAGCUGGAGAACACCCGCCUUCUACAGGAACAGAGGAUGAGGCAGAACCGACUCAGCUCCAGUAAAUCCGGAGGAAGCUCUAGCCUGGAUGUUGCCACGGGAACGCGCAGGCCCACCCCACCUGGUACAGGCGGUCCGGCUAAACAGAAACAAAAGUCGAUGGAGCAUGUGCCUCCCUAUGACGUGGUUCCUUCCAUGAGACCCAUCAUCCUGGUCGGACCAUCACUCAAAGGCUACGAGGUGACAGACAUGAUGCAGAAGGCUCUCUUUGAUUUCCUGAAACACAAGUUCGAGGGAAGGAUAUCCAUUACGCGGGUAACAGCAGACAUCUCGCUGGCCAAGCGCUCGGUCCUCAAUAACCCCAGCAAACAUACCAUUAUCGAGCGCUCCAGCACCCGCUCUAGCCUGGCUGAGGUUCAGAGCGAGAUCGAGCGCAUCUUUGAGCUGGCCCGCACGCUGCAGCUGGUGGCCCUGGACGCCGACACCAUCAACCACCCGUCUCAGCUGGCCAAGACCUCGCUGGCUCCCAUCAUCGUCUACAUCAAGAUAGCAUCACCUAAGGUUCUGCAGAGGCUCAUCAAAUCCAGGGGGAAGUCCCAAGCCAAACACCUCAACGUGCAAAUGGUGGCAGCUGACAAGUUGGCUCAAUGCCCCCCUGAGCUGUUUGACAUAAUUCUGGAUGAGAACCAGCUGGAAGACGCCUGCGAGCACCUGGCCGACUACCUGGAGGCCUACUGGAAGGCCACACACCCGCCCAGCAGCAACCCACCCAACCCGCUGCUCAACCGCACCAUGGCCACGGCCGCGUUGGCCGCCUCGCCCGAGCCUGUCUCCAACCUGCAGGGAUCCAACCUGGUGCACGGCGAGCCCCCCAAGCGGGAGGGGACGGAGUGCGGCGGGAGCGAAUACCACGGCGACCUGGGCGGAAAACCUCAGCAUCAGCAACACCAUCAACAACAACAACAGUCGUACCUGCGCUCCUCCCGCGGCCAACCCCGAGGGGGCAGCGGCCGCGGCCUAUCCCGGCAAGACACCUUCGACUCGGAGACGCAGGGCAGCCGUGAUUCGGCGUACACCGAGGCCGGAGACUCCUGCAUGGACAUUGAGACCGACCCCUAUGAGGAGCCAGAGCCUUACCGCGGAGGAGGCGGCGGAGGAGGGGGCAGCCGCCUACACCUGGCGCAUCACCACGGGCGCCAGGCGUCCUGGGAAGACGAGGGAGCUGAGCCGGACCAAGAGAAUCUGAACCAGCCGCCAGCACCCAGUCAGGGAGGGCAGCAACAUCACGGGCGAGCCAAGCUGAGGGAGCGCUACUGCCAGGAGCCGCUGGACACGGGGGCCAACAAGGGCCGCAACAAGAACCAGGAUGACUGGGGCAGGGACGUCUACAUCCGCUGAGGGGAGAGAAGAGGAGCAAAUGACAAAUGUUUACAUCCGACAACGACAGUCAUCCCCCACUAUUUGUAGGGCAUAGCCUCCCUAAAAAUGCUUAUUGCCUAUAUUCUCAAACUUUUUACAACACCUUUAAAAAAUACUUGGCUCUGCAAGUACCACCAUAGUGACCAACAGUAAAAUACAGUGGUGUAGUGGGCCUAAGGGUUCACCUAAAAUUAAAUAAUAAAAUGAUUCAUAAAAGGUAUUUUUAAUAUUACUAUGACAAUUUAAAAAAACUUUACUUCAAUAAUAAAAUUAUUAUAAUGUACUGCACAUUCAAGUUAAAUAGAAAUUAUACCUAAAUCUUUGAAAACAGACACUUAAAUGCAAAUGUAUUGUACUUAAAAAAUUAAAUACAACUGCACUGUAUUUAACAAAUGUACAAUACUGGAUUAAAAAAAUAGUAAGACACUGUAACAUUAUGCACAAUUUGAAUAUUUAAUUCAGUGAUUCUUUCAUGUACCACUAGAGGGAGCCUACAUACGACCUGUGGUACUUUGUGAAUCACUGGCCUCUAUUAACUCACACCAAUCCGGCAUAUUAGGGCGUUACAGAAAGACCACCAAAAUACACUGAGGUACCGCAAAUAGGUGAGUUUUUCAGGGAAUAACGGAGGAUGGUUUCCCCCAAAACAGUCGAUAAGGGGAAUUUGCGAAUAGUGGGAGGUUUCUGUACUUUGCUUUUACGUGUUAAUACUGCAUGAAUGUCACAAGACAGCACGAGGACACUACAUGUUCUGAUUGUCAUCUCCGUCAAGCUUCAGUAAAAUGCGAGGACGUCGUCACGUCUGUCCUCGAAGUCUUAAACAGGGUCUAUAUCACCCCCACCCUCCAACCCCGCCCCAACUGACCCCAAUCACCCCCACCCCCAGUGUGCAGUGCCUCCAUGCCUUCCCUUUUCGAAUCUCCACUUCUUAUCACCCGGACCUUAAAAUGCAGGUGGAGAAGUCGCUCU